Molecule: messenger RNA, 1968 nt
Organism: Triticum turgidum subsp. durum (durum wheat)
Lineage: Eukaryota; Viridiplantae; Streptophyta; Magnoliopsida; Poales; Poaceae
Source: the annotation of a GenBank genome assembly
AUGGAUGACCUGAAGGCGAUCUUGGCGCGGCCGAUCCAGGUCGCGGAGCAGGUGAUCAAGUGGGCGGAGGAGGCCCAGACGUGCCGGCAGGAGUGCCUGGAGCUCAAGACCAAGGUCGAGCGCCUCGCCUCCCUCCUCCGCCAGGCCGCGCGCGCCGACCUCUACGAGCGUCCCGCCCGCCGCAUUCUCGACGACACCGGCAAGGCGCUCGACAAGGCCGCCGCCCUACUCGACCGCUGCCGCGCUCGCGGCAUCGUCCACCGCGUCUUCACCAUCAUCCCCGCUGGCUCCUUCAAGAGGACGUCCAACCAGCUCGACAACUCCCUCGGCGACCUCUCUUGGAUCCUCCGCGUGUCCAACUACGCCAACGCUGGCGAUGACCUGGAUGACCACAUUGGCUUGCCCCCCAUUGCCCAGAACGAGCCCAUACUCUUCCUCAUCUGGGAGCAGAUCGCCGUGCUCUACACCGGCACAUUCGACGCCCGCGCUGACGCCGCGGCUAGCGUUGUCUCUCUCGCGCGCGACAAUGACCGCUACGGCAGACUCAUCAUCGAAGAGGACGGCGUCCCGCCUCUGCUGCGCCUCAUAAAGGAGGGCCGCCCCGAGGGCCAGGAGAACGCCGCGCUCGCCAUCGGCCUCCUCGGCCGCGACCCGGAGUGCGUCGAGCUCAUGGUGCUCGCCGGCGUCUGCACCGCCUUCUCCAAGAUUCUCAAGGACGCGCCCAUGAAGGUGCAGGGUAUGGUGGCGUGGGCCGUGUCCGAGCUCGCCACCAACCACCCCAAAUGCCAGGACGCGUUCAUGCAGAGCAACGUGAUCCGCCUGCUGGUGUCCCACCUCGCCUUUGAGACGGUGCAGGAGCACUCCAAGUACGCCGUCGCGUCCAGGAUGAGCCUACACUCCGUUGUCAUGGACAAGAAGGGCAGCGGCAAAUACUCGUCCCAUCAGGACACAUUUGAUGCGGCGGAGCACACCGCGGCCAACAGCUUGUCGGCGAAGCCCACAGUCGGUGGUAGCGCCGCUGCCGGUAGUAACGCCGCUGUCGGUGGUAACGCCGCUGCCGCCGCUGCCGCCGCUGCCACCGCCGCCGGUGGCACCAGCUCAAGUGGCGUGACGGCAGCUGCGGCUGCGAGCAUUGGCAGCGUUGCGGGGACGAAGCAGCACAAUGUGUCCUUGUCGGGGACGAGCACGCGAGGGAAAGAAUACGAGGACGAAGAGACCAAAGCCUACAUGAAAUCCAACGCAGCCAGAGCGCUGUGCCAGCUAGCCAUGGGCAAUGCCGCCGUGUGCAAGAACAUCACGGAGUCCAGGGCGCUGCUCUGUUUCUCCAUCCUCCUGGAGAAAGGCGCCCCAGACGUGCAGUACAACUCGGCCCUGGCGCUCAUGGAGAUCUGCCGUGUGGCGGAGCAGAACGCGGACCUCCGGCGGUCGGCGUUCAAGCCGACGUCCCCCGCGGCGCGCGCCGUGGUGGAGCAGCUCCUCCGCGUGGUCACCAAGGCGGAGUACGACGAUCUCCUCAUCCCCUGCAUCAUGUCGCUGGGCUGCCUGUCGAGAACCUUCCGGGCGACGGAGACCCGGAUCAUCGGGCCGCUGGUGAACCUCCUCGACGAGCGGGAAGCCGACGUGUCCCGGGAGGCUGCCGUGGCGCUGACCAAGUUCGCCUGCACGGACAACUACCUCCACGUGGACCACUCCAAGGCCAUCAUCAACGCCAGCGGCGCCAAGCACCUGGUCCAGCUGGUCUACUUCGGGGAGCAGGUGGUGCAGGUGGCGGCGCUCCUCCUGGUGUGCUACAUCGCGCACAACGUCCCCGACAGCGAGGACCUCGCGCAGGCGGAGAUCCUCACCGUGCUGGAGUGGGCGUCCAAGCAGGCGUACAUGGUGCAGGACACGUUGAUCGAGAACUUGUUGCCGGAGGCCAAGAUCAGGAUGGAGCUCUACCAAUCCAGAGGGGCAAAAGGUUACCAUUAA